AUUCAUUCUUUCAGUACUGUUUAACAGACUUGGGAACGUGCGAUUAUAAAAAAUAACUGUUUUCAUAAUGUUUGGAAUUAUUUUUGGUGUAUUCUUUAUUUGGAUAAAAGGUGUCUUUAUAAGUACGUCAGAUGGCGUUGUGCUUACACUGACUCCUUGCCAGGGUCGAUGUUCAGUUAUUGCUGGGUCAGCUUUCAAUAUCACGUGCCAACGUUCAGAUACUGCUAAGGCCUUGUUCACGUGGUACCUGGAAAAUGGUCAUACACGUGAUCACUCUAACGCGCUGACCCAAACACAGGCUUCAGUAACAGAGGGUACACUUAGUUUUGUUCCCGAAAGAAAACACCAUGGAUGGAACCUUUACUGUUUGGCCAAUUUUAUUGAGAAUAAUAGCUUUAGUCGUAUAAACGUAUCAGAGAAGAUACGACUACACGUGUUAUAUGGACCAGACAAACCCUUGUUCAAAGUAGGAGGACAAUACAUUAACUCAACCUCUGUAAGUAUAAUAGAAGGAACAAACAUCUCCAUAGAGUGCUUGGGAGACAGUAACCCGUUGGCCGCAGUAACCUGGAACAAUGAACAUUCUCUACAAAAUGGGGUGUGGCUUAACUUUACGAACAUAGGCCGCAAUAUCGAUGGGGUAUUUAAAUGUGCUUUGGAAAAUACAAUGAAAGCAUCAGACAACAACGAGCGAUAUGGGGGAAACGAAAGUUAUCUAAAUUUGGAAAUUCUCACACCACCAACGACACCUAUCAUAAGUUACAGCGGUUAUCACAUUGCGAAGAACAUCACCAUCAUCGAUGAAAGAAUCUAUGACUUUUACUGUACUAGUUCAGGAAAACCAUCACCUCAGAUUUAUUGGAAACUGUUGAAUAAUACGACAGAACAUGACGUUUUGCAAAUCCGUAAUGUUGGCGCGUUACACAACUCGACUAUCACCUGCUGCGCCAAGAACCUUAUGAUACCAGCAGUUGGUGUUCCGGAGCAUGGAUUGGAGUGCACACAUCUAAAUAUGAUCGUUUUACAUAAGCCAACGUUUGCUUUCAAUGACACGUAUGAUGUCAAGGAGAACGAUUCGUUCAACGUAACAUGUACACAGCAAAACAUAAACACGGUUGUCACGUGGAUGAGACAAGGAUACGAAAAGUGGUCAGAGAGACACAACAAAAUAUACUGGCCGGAUGUCAGAAGGGAGAACGCUGGCAAUUAUACCUGCAAAUUACGAUAUUCGAUCGCGGAUUCCUUUAUGCAUUUCAUUAGCAAUGACUCUGAACAUUCAUUCCAUUUAAAUGUUGAAUAUCCAGCGAGUGUAGUUACCUUUGAGGCUGUGGGGCACAGUGACUCUAUCGUUGUAAAUGAGAACAAAAGCAUGACCUUCAGAUGUUACGCCACAGGAAACCCUAGUCCGAUGAUACAAAUAAAGAACAACAAUCGUGUACAAAAGCAACGAAAUGCGGCUUCUCUCGGAUAUAGCGAAAACAUGACAUGCGCACACACAGGAAAAUACUCGUGCUAUGCCAAGAAUAUAAUAAACGAUGAAGAGUCAAAAUCUAAGGAUAUUAACGUUGUCGUUAAAUGCCCUCCAAGACCUGCUUCAAACAUGUCUCCAGAGUUCAACAUCACUACUACCCUACAUUCAACUGUCAUACUGCAUUUCACAGUGGUCGCGUAUCCAGUACCAACGCCUUCAGACUAUGUUUGGAAGAAAUGUGAUGUUGAAGAAUCGAACGGAACUUUGCAUUGCUACCCUCUCACUGACGGAUGGCAAUAUAAAAUAUCCACAGUUGAUUUAACGUCGUAUCUAACGAUUUCAGAUUUCACUCAGCACGACAUUGGUCGCUAUAUGUUAUCUGUUGGAAAUGGUGUUGGUGACGCAUGGAAUCAGACGUUCUUCGUCUGGAUGGAAGUUGCCCGUUCUGUAUCCACACUCAACUCGGAUGUUUUGCUACCGCUAAUUUGGGCUGGUUGUGGCACAUUAUUGUUGCUCGCAGCAACGGUACUCGUAUGCGUUUGCAGAAAAAGGAAAAUGCGAGAAAACUCUGUGGCGAACACAAGAAAUGUUGCACCACUAGUAUGUAAACGAAGGACACGAAAUGAAGAUCAGAUGUACAUUACUGCAGUCGGAGAUUUGGAACAUGAACCUCCUAUAGCGUCUCAAGAUCAGAUGUACAUUACUUCAGUCGGAGUUUUGGAACAUGAACCCCCAACAGCGUCUCAAGGAAAUGGUCAAGUUGGACAAAGCGACACUUGCAGCGUUUCAAAUGCUGUUCAUAAGUUUUCAACAUUCAAAGUUCUUCAAGAUUCUUCAGAAGUCGAAACAGCUGUGGGGGAAGAGGAUAAACACUAUGCUGAGAUAAUUGACUUGUUGGUCGCACCAACAACAACACCAAACUCAUUGUAGCGAUUUGUUCUCAGUAACUUCAAGUUUAUCAGUUAUACUUUACACGUUAAUCGUUAUACAAUGAUUUGUAAACACUAGUCUGUCGGUUACCAGUUACCAUACGUCCGUAAACCACAAGUUCAUCUAUUACAUUCAACCUCAAGUCUUUCAGUAGUAUCCAGCCAUAAGUCUAUCGAUUAUCUGCAACCACAAGUUUAUCAGUAAUAUGUUACAUAAAGGAUGUCGGUUACCAGACACAAUAUGUCCAUCGGUUAUCUGUAACAAUAACUAUGUGUAAUCACAUGUUUAGCGGCUAUCCGUUGCCACGAGUUUAUCCUUGUUAUUAUACUAUAAUAUUCUUUAACCGUGACCGCACGUAUAUCGGUUAUGGGUAAACACAAGCAAAUUUAUUCUUGAAUUGGAUAUUUGUUAAUCCAGUGUAUUUCUGUACGUAAUUGACUUUGUAUAUAUUAUGUGUAGUAGGCAAAAAUAAUUGAAAAAAACACACAAAAUACCCGUGCAUAGUUAUUAAAUAUAUUUAUUCGACCAAUAGAACGUGUGUAUGCAUAUAUUUUUAAGAGCAUUGCUCGGAAUCAGUCAUAUAUGUAUGCGGAGGUUUGGAGACACUAAUUAUGUUGAACAUAAGAUGUAAAUAAACGUGAAAUUUCCAACUGUUUAUAUGGUAACAUUCGAUUCGAAAAAUUGAAACAGAAAAGCUCAGGUGAGAAUGUCGGUUUUUGGAACAACGUUUAUUAGCAACUGAGUGUGUAAAUAAAAUAAAAGUUAUUAUCAAAAAUCAA
Dreissena polymorpha is the source of this 3180-nucleotide messenger RNA. RefSeq names its product hemicentin-1-like. Gene Ontology annotation, cellular component: cell-cell junction. Lineage: Eukaryota; Metazoa; Mollusca; Bivalvia; Myida; Dreissenidae. Gene Ontology annotation, molecular function: cell adhesion molecule binding. Bases 68 to 2401 code for a protein of 777 amino acids. Gene Ontology annotation, biological process: cell-cell adhesion. The record is from RefSeq and is a predicted model, not a curated record. The transcript has 14 exons.